Messenger RNA from Ipomoea nil (Japanese morning glory), 1276 nucleotides. RefSeq names its product ribose-phosphate pyrophosphokinase 1. The transcript is spliced from 9 exons. Gene Ontology annotation, biological process: 5-phosphoribose 1-diphosphate biosynthetic process; purine nucleotide biosynthetic process. Gene Ontology annotation, cellular component: ribose phosphate diphosphokinase complex; cytoplasm. The coding region runs from base 47 to 1207 and encodes 386 amino acids. NCBI's taxonomy places the organism in Eukaryota, Viridiplantae, Streptophyta, Magnoliopsida, Solanales, Convolvulaceae. The record is from RefSeq and is a predicted model, not a curated record. Gene Ontology annotation, molecular function: magnesium ion binding; ribose phosphate diphosphokinase activity.
AAACCCCCAAACACCUAGUCUUCUCUGUAGGAAAACUCCAGAAUCAAUGGCGUCUCUGCGAUUACCUGCAAGUUGCAUACUGAACCGCAAACUCUCCGCAGCGAAAUCUUCGAUCAGGUGUAAUGCAGAGCAAUUCAAUGGAUGGGCAGGCGCGCCUAGCCUGGCUGACAGUGUUCGUAUUCAGAAGCUUCUGACCUCCCUGACUUCCGAUCAGCUCCAGAGACUUAUUGUUCAGCAGAAACAGAAAGACAGGCUCCGGAUUUUUUCUGGGACGGCUAAUCGUGCACUUGCUCAGGGAAUUGCGACUUACAUGGGUUUACAACUUGGAAGAGUCCUGAUAAAACGUUUUGCUGAUGGUGAAAUUUAUGUUCAGUUCCAAGAAAGCAUCAGAGGUUGUGAUGUAUGUCUUGUUCAACCUUCUUGCCCUCCUGCAAAUGAAAAUCUUAUGGAGCUUCUGAUAAUGAUUGAUGCUAGUCGAAGGGCCUCUGCAAAAAGUAUUACUGCAGUAAUUCCUUACUUUGGCUAUGGCCGAGCUGAUAAGACUGAAGGUCAUGAUUCCAUUGCAGCCAAACUCGUAGCAAAUCUGAUUACUGAAGCUGGUGCGGAUAGAGUUCUUGCUUGUGAUAUUCAUUCUGGACAGUGCAUUGGCUAUUUUGACAUUCCAGUGGACAAUGUAUAUGGUCAGGCUGUCAUGGUUGAUUAUCUUGUUAGCAAGUCUAUCCAUUCUGAUGAUUUAGUUGUGGUCUCACCGGAUAUUGGUGGGAUUGCAAGAGCAAGAGCUUUUGCCAAAAGAUUGUCAGGUGCAUCUCUAGCAAUUGUGGAUAAGAGGAGCAAUGGACACAAUGUUGCUGAGGUAUUGAAUUUGAUUGGUGACGUAAAGGGGAAAGUAGCAGUUAUAGUUGAUGAUAUGAUUGAUACUGCCACUGCAAUGUGUGAUGGAGCCACUCUGCUACAUCAAGAGGGGGCCCGAGAGGUUUAUGCAUGCACUACUCAUGCUAUUCUCAGUGCUCCUGCAAAAGAGAGGUUGUCAAAUGGACUCUUUAAAGAGGUCAUCAUCACAGACACCGUUCCUAUUUCAGAAGAGAAUUUUUUCCCCCAGCUUACAAUAUUAUCUGUGGCAAAUAUCCUGGGUGAAACCAUAUGGCGUGUCCACAGCGACGAUAAAUCUGGUGGCUCUGGGCCUUCCUCAACCUUGGGUAUUGACUGAUUUGGUCCUCAACUCUUCGUUCCUGCUUAAUUGCUAUAGUACGAAGCCGAAUAUCAACAUUUUACCAGA